UGAACGCUUGUUUCCACUUGUUUCCACGUGCCGUCUGCGCACGCUGGUUUUCAAAAUAUUAAUAAUUUUUACCCUUUGUGAGCAUAAAUAACUCAUCAAGAUGGGUAAAAAGACGAAAAUUGGAAAACAGCGUAAGGAUAAGUACUACCAACUUGCCAAAGAGUCCGGGUUUCGUUCUCGUGCUGCCUUCAAGUUAAUUCAACUCAAUAGGAAGUUUGAGUUUCUUCAAAAAUCCAGGGUUUGCAUUGAUUUGUGCGCUGCGCCAGGAGGAUGGAUGCAAGUCGCUAAACAGAAUAUGCCCGUAUCUAGCAUAGUUAUAGGUAUUGAUUUAUUCCCUAUCAAACAAGUACCUGGUUGCAUCUCACUAACAGAAGAUAUUACCACUGAUAAAUGUCGCGUUGCACUCACAAAAGAACUGCAAACAUGGAAAGCUGAUGUAGUGUUGAAUGAUGGUGCACCUAAUGUAGGAAAAAACUGGCUUCACGACGCUUAUCAACAAGCGUGCCUUACUCUAAGCGCUCUUAGACUUGCGACGCAGUUUCUGCGUCAAGGCGGUUGGUUUAUCACGAAAGUCUUCCGAUCGAAAGAUUACCAUCCUUUAAUAUGGGUACUCAAACAGUUCUUUAAGAAAGUCCAUGCUACAAAACCACAAGCUUCACGUAACGAAUCCGCUGAAAUCUUCGUCGUUUGUCAGUUUUACAUCGCGCCGGCGAAAAUUGAUUCUAAAUUCUUGGAUCCGAAGUAUGUCUUCUCUGAACUAGAGAUUGAACCUGGCAAUAAAUUGAAUAUAUUCCAUCCGGAGAAAGUUAAGAAGCAGGCGGAAGGUUAUCCUGAAAAUGAUUACACUUUGUAUCAUAAACUGCCAGUGUCUGUAUUUGUACAGCAUGAAACUGGAAUUGAGGCACUGCAAGGCGCCUCAGAGAUUGUUUUUGAUGAUGCAAAGAUUGCGAAUCAUGAAAAGACGACUGAGGAGAUCAAAGAGUGUUGCAAAGAUAUAAAAGUUCUUGGUAGAAAAGAUUUAAGAUUGUUAUUGAACUGGUGGAAGAUUUUACAUGAGGAAUAUGUCAAGGAAAAAGAAGAAAAGGGUGAAAAAGCUGAAGAUGUGAAAGAGGAUGAUGAAAAAGAGGUAGAAAAGGAUGAGGAUGAUGAAGAAGAUGUCGAAGAGGAGAAAAUUGACAAGAAAAUUACUGAAGUUGAGGAAGAAGAAAUGCGAGAACAAAAACGUAAAAAGAAGAAAGUCCAGAAAGAACGCAAGAAACUAAACGAACGUCUCAAUUUAAAAAUGGUGCUUAAAGGUGAUGAAGGACCAACCCUUCAAGGUGAAGACAUGUUCAGUUUGAAGCUAAUCAAAGACAAAACCGACUUGAACUUAGUCAUCGAUGCCGAUCCUAACAUAGCUCCAGACGAAGAAGAAAAACCCGAUAAAGCCGCCAUAAAAUUCGAAAAAUACGCAAAAGAUCAAGGACAUCUUGAUUCCUCCGGGUUAUAUUACAAAGAUUCUGAUUCAGAAUUAGAAAUGGAGAGUGAUGAAGAAGAAGAGGCUGUCACAGAAGGUUUAGGAUUCAGUGAUGCUGAAGAUGAUGAAGAAGAAGACGAUAAAGUGUCUAAACGGAAGCAAUUGAAGGAGAAACCCAAAAAGGCUUCAAAGACAUCAUCACAUCCUUUGAUCACCGAUUUGGAUUACAGAGGAAACGAAGAAAAACGAGCAUCAAAGGCACAGUUAUUCUUCCAGCGUGAUAUUUUCAAAAAUUUGAUUGAUGAAAAAGACGAAGAUGCUGAUUUGGAUAAGAUUAUCGAAGAUUGUAAGCGGAAAGGUGCGAAAGUCGUCGGGGAAGAUUCCCAUGUGAAAGGACAAACAUCAAAAGCAAAACAAACGAAAAAACAACAAAAAACACAACAGGAAUCAACCGAUAGCGAUUACGGUUCAGAAAAUGAGUCGAAUUCAGAUUCUGACUCUGAUUCCGACUCGGAUUACGAUAUUGAACGAUCAGCACCGCCAAAAGAUAGCAAACAAAUGAAACGCGACGGUUUUGAAGUGGUAAAAUCAGAUGUUAAGAAGCGUAAGAUGACUGUUGAAGAUUUAGCACUCGGCACGGUUAUGAUUAAUUCCAAAAAAGCAAAACGAGAUUUAAUUGACGCUGGCUGGAAUAGAUACGCGUUUAAUGAUACGAAUCUACCGGAUUGGUUCGUGGACGAUGAGAAAAAACACAUGCAUGUUGAAGCACCAGUACCUAAAGAAUUAGUUGACGAUUAUAAGAGACGUAUGGAGGAGUUGAACGUACGUCCAAUUAAAAAAGUAAUCGAAGCCAAGGCGAGGAAGAAGCGUCGUGCGGUGAAGAAACUCCAGAAAGCAAAGAAGAAGAUUGAAGCGCUUGUUGACAAUGUUGAUGUCACCGAUAGAGAGAAGAGUAAACAAAUUAAACAAUUGUAUAAAAAAGCUAAAGCUGAGCCGAAAAAAGAAGUUACUUACGUCGUAGCGAAGAAACACCAGGCUGCAAAGAGAAUGGCGCGUCCUGCUGGUCUCAAAGGUCACUACAAGGUUGUAGAUCCUCGAUUGAAGAAAGACAUGCGUAAUGAAAAGCAACGCGCGAAGAAAAGCAAAGGUAAAAAGGGAAAAGGUAGGCCUAUGAACAAGGCAAAAGGCAGUAGUAAACAAAAAGGUAAAGGAAAGUCGCGUUAACGUUAACAUUCUCCGAUAAACAAACUAUAAAUAAACUUCUCCUAAAAAUGCAA
This is a messenger RNA of Dalotia coriaria, 2733 nucleotides long. RefSeq names its product pre-rRNA 2'-O-ribose RNA methyltransferase FTSJ3. The coding region runs from base 101 to 2680 and encodes 859 amino acids. The transcript is spliced from 4 exons. Gene Ontology annotation, molecular function: rRNA (guanine) methyltransferase activity; rRNA (uridine-2'-O-ribose)-methyltransferase activity. Lineage: Eukaryota; Metazoa; Arthropoda; Insecta; Coleoptera; Staphylinidae. The record is from RefSeq and is a predicted model, not a curated record. Gene Ontology annotation, biological process: maturation of LSU-rRNA from tricistronic rRNA transcript (SSU-rRNA, 5.8S rRNA, LSU-rRNA); maturation of 5.8S rRNA from tricistronic rRNA transcript (SSU-rRNA, 5.8S rRNA, LSU-rRNA); rRNA methylation. Gene Ontology annotation, cellular component: nucleus; nucleolus; preribosome, large subunit precursor.